This is a messenger RNA of Cryptomeria japonica (Japanese cedar), 849 nucleotides long. RefSeq names its product receptor kinase-like protein Xa21. Lineage: Eukaryota; Viridiplantae; Streptophyta; Pinopsida; Cupressales; Cupressaceae. The record is from RefSeq and is a predicted model, not a curated record. Bases 1 to 849 code for a protein of 282 amino acids. The transcript is spliced from 2 exons. Gene Ontology annotation, molecular function: ATP binding; protein kinase activity. Gene Ontology annotation, biological process: protein phosphorylation.
AUGGAGCAACCAUCAAUAGAGUUUCAACAUCCAAGAAUCUCAUAUAAGGAGCUCAGUACUUCAACUAGUGGAUUUGGCAAGGGCAACUUGCUAGGAGUUGGUGGCGUUGGCUCUGUAUAUAAAGGAUUUUUGGAUAAUAGAAUAUUGAUAGUUGUUAAGGCUCUCGAUUUGGAAAAUGAAGCAGCUCAUAAAAGUUUCAGCAUUGAAUGCCAAGUGCUUAGUAAAGACAAACAUCGAAAUAUAAUAAAAAUCAUAACUUCAUGCUCUAAUCUUGACUUCAAAGGUUUGGUUUUUGAGUUCAUGCCUAGUAGAAGUCUGGAAGAGCAUUUGCAUUGUGAUGCUGGCAAAUUUAAUAUUGGGAGUGUCUGUAAAAUGAAUUUACAGACACGAUUACAGAUAGCCAAGGACAUUGCAUGUGGUUUGGUUUAUCUCCAUCAUGAUUGUUCAAUUCAAGUUGUUCACUAUGAUUUGAAGCCCAACAAUGUACUUCUGGACUUCUAUAUGGCAGCACAUAUAGCUGAUUUUGGAAACACCAAUAUACUAUCUGAAGGCCAAGGCUCUGUGCAUUCACUUUCAACAUCAACAACACUGAAAGGUGGUCUAGGCUACAUUGCCCCUAGAAAUGUGGAACAACCAUCAAUAGAGUUUCCACAUCCUAGAAUCUCACAUAAGGAGCUCAGUACUGCAACUAAUGUAUUUGGCAAGGGCAACUUGCUAGGAGCUGGUGCCUUUGGCUCUAUAUAUAAAGGAGUUUUGGAUUAUGGAACAUUGAUAGCUGUUAACACUCUCAAUUUGGAGGAUGAAGCAGCUCAUAAAAGUUUUAGCAUUGAAUGCCUAAGUGCUCAGUAA